Ilyonectria robusta is the source of this 726-nucleotide messenger RNA. RefSeq lists its product as uncharacterized. The record is from RefSeq and is a predicted model, not a curated record. Lineage: Eukaryota; Fungi; Ascomycota; Sordariomycetes; Hypocreales; Nectriaceae. The coding region runs from base 1 to 726 and encodes 241 amino acids. The transcript is spliced from 4 exons.
AUGGAUAACCCUACGCCCCCGUUGCCAACUGUCCGCCCGCCCGGCUUCGAAGGGACGAGGGAACAAACAACUAUCCGAAAAGCCCUUCGUUCUCUUAUACCUAAAAUUCAUAGGCUCAGUCAACGUGCAAAUGUUGUGAUUGCGUUCGCUAUUGAGAGAGGUCCCAACGACUGGGUCUGCGCAGUGAAUACUCCACAAGGUGCCGCAGUUCCCGAUUUCAAUCUAAUUUUCGGAAAUCAUUUACGUCAGGAGGGGAUGGCGGAACAGGGCGGGAUGGCGGAACAGGGCGGGAUGGCGGAACAGGGCGGGAUGGCGGAACAGGGCGGGAUGGCGGAACAGGGCGGGAUGGCGGAACAGGGCGGGGUGGCGGAACAGGGCGGGAUGGCGGAACAAAGCCGGAUGAUAGAACAGGACUGGUUAACAGUGGUAGACGGGAUGACAGAACUGAACAUGAUGGCAGAACAGGGCGUGCCCGCUUCUUGGGCUUCGUUCCUAUGUGUGAACCGUUUAUUAUUCGUCAUCGGGGCAGGUGUAUAUCUUGUGGAUGCUGAAUCGGAAAAGCUUGUGAUCAAUAGACAAAGAUAUACCGGUAGUAUUAAUACACCACCAGCGUCUUGCGUCAUUUGCUUGGGAGGAAACGGCCCAAGGGGACGGCGACUUUGCCCAGUGGAUUCAAACAGGAUCCUAGCACCAAGCUCCGCUGUGACAGGGCAAAGAAGUCCAUAA